UUAACCCCUUUAAAUCCCCUACUAUUUUCCAACAUCCCAUAAACCAAACCAACAACCUAAAAAAUAAGUUCAUUCAUCCUCUAAAACCUAGCCAACUUUAUUUCCUCAUUCAUAUUUUGUUCAUUAUUAUGGCUGAAGAAGCUACUGAGGGCCACAGUGCACCAUCAUCCACAUCCGAUCUGAUGGCAAGCGCCAAGACCGUAGCCGAGGCGGCGCAGUUUGCCUGCUCCAACCAGACUGAUAAGAUUGACAAGGCUAAGGUCUCGGAAGCUGCUGAAGAUGUUCUAGAAGCCGCUAAGACGUAUGGGAAGCUCGACGAUAAUAGCGGUGUUGGACAGUAUGUUGGUAAGGCGGAAGGUUAUCUCCAUAACCUUCAUGGCGACCACGGUGCUGCUGCGGCGGAGGGUGGUGAAAAGAAGGUGGAGUCGGAGGCACCGGAGAGCGGUGAAAAGAAGGAGUCUAGUGGUGGUGGUGGUUUGAUGGGUAUGGCUAAAGGAUUUUUCAAGUGAUCAUCGGAUUAUUUACUGAAUUUUAUGGGAUAUUGAAUAAAUUCUUCUAGUAUAUCCUGUUAGUUUGUUACUCCGUAAUUGUUAGUUAUUGUACGUUGUUGUUGUCGUUGUUGUGGUACGUUGUUUAUUAAAUAGAAAAACAAAUUAAAUAAAAGAAAAAAAUGUUUGUGGUGUGGGUGUGUAAAUUAAAGUAAUGUAAUUUGUUUUUGUUUGUGCGAUGUAGUGAACUAGUGAUACACUAAAUUUGUAUAUUAGUGAAAAAAAGUACUACUACUCUUUGUAAGUUAAAUUAGUUAUAAUCUUGUACCUUUUCAAGAUAUUACGUAAAGAAAUGUUAUUUUUAAUGUUAUAAGUCGAGUUGUUAUCA
Chenopodium quinoa (quinoa) is the source of this 876-nucleotide messenger RNA. Its product is annotated as nodulin-related protein 1-like. Bases 129 to 509 code for a protein of 126 amino acids. The transcript has a single exon. Gene Ontology annotation, biological process: response to heat; regulation of abscisic acid biosynthetic process. NCBI's taxonomy places the organism in Eukaryota, Viridiplantae, Streptophyta, Magnoliopsida, Caryophyllales, Amaranthaceae. The record is from RefSeq and is a predicted model, not a curated record.